AUGAAACAUUUUAGAAGAAAAUCUGGGGUAUCCAACCACAGUGGUAGCAGUGAUGAAAAACGCCAUUCAAAAGUAGAAGUGACAAAGGAAGAUAUGGCAAGAUUAAAAGUCCGUACAGCAUCAGUGGCAGAUCCAAUCUUGGAAGCUGUGCAAGAAGCACAGCCUUUCGAACAAGCUGCAGACACAUUCCAUGAUAACAUGAAUAGACAGUCCUAUUUCUCAGUAGGUGAAGACGGUCAACAGCAACUUCUAAGAGACGUCUUCGGCCAACCCAUCACCAUACCUGACGUAUCUAAUCCAACUAGAUCUCGUGAUGAAAGACCUUUGGAUACUAUCAGAUCCUUCGAAUACGCUGUCUCCGGCGACCCGACCUGGGCUCAGCAGCUAGAGACACCACAAUAUGGGUUCCAUGUAAGACCAGAAUUUAUUAAUUAUUUUAGCACUAAUAUCAAUAAUAUUCAACCAAUGUACGAUGAACAAGGUAAUAUCAUUCAGACUCAACAACAGGCACCUGUAAUGAUGAUGGGUGAACAACCUGUGUAUCAACCUCCUGUUCAUAAUGAUUUAGAGAAUGGGAAGAAGAAAAAGAAAAGAAACUUCUUUGGUAGAAAGAAGAAAUAA
Molecule: messenger RNA, 621 nt
Organism: Arxiozyma heterogenica
Lineage: Eukaryota; Fungi; Ascomycota; Saccharomycetes; Saccharomycetales; Saccharomycetaceae
Gene: GSR1
Product: Gsr1p
Exons: 1
Coding region: 1-621 (206 amino acids)
Source: RefSeq, a predicted model, not a curated record